GAGCACUCACUUGCUCAGACUAACCAACUUUCUCUCUCCGGACAGGUGACAGCAAUUGAGUGAGUACUGUAGAGAAAACUCAAUUCCUGUUACUUCCUGUUUUGUUUUCUGAUUAAUUGUUUUAUUUUAUUUAUCUGAAUUGUGGGUAAAAACAAAAUGUCUGGGGCAGAGAAGGGUGAAGCCUCUGAGGAGAAGCCUCAGAUUCCUCUUGACCCUUUAGAGGCUGAACUGCGUGCUGAGGAGGAGAAACUUCGCCAACAGGCACAGGCAAUUGAGGCUUUGAAGGCAGAGCUGAAAAUAAAAGAAGCAGCAGCUCAGAAGGAAGCCAGAAGAACACUUCUCAUUGUAGACAUUGAGAAGAUCAGGGAAGUAGUGCUGUUCUGGGGCUUGAUUGGAGCUGCUGCAUUAAGGGGAGUCAUGAUUUUCCUUGGCAGUUGGGCUCUGAAAGCCAUGGGCAGCAUCGUUCUGAUCUUCUCUGCCAUGCUUAUAUACAGUGGCCUGAAAAUGUUAUUCUGUGCUGCCGAUCAAUUGCCAGUCGAUGGAGACAACGCCAAUAACAAUCAAAUCAUUGCGAUUGCAAGAAAAGUGCUUCCCAUUGCAGGCAGUGGUCUGCAUGGCGAGCAUGGAAGUCAAUUCAUCAUCUGGAAGAGUGGACGGGUGCAAGUGACGCCAUUACUGCUUGUUCUAUGCUGCGUGGAAAUUACAGAUGUGAUAUUUGCAGUUGACUCCAUUCCAGCUGUGCUUGGGGUAUCUUCAGAUCCUUUCGUAAUCUACUUCUCCAACUUGUUUGCAAUUGUUGGUCUGAGAUGUCUGUAUAGCUGCAUAGCAGCUGCCGCCCAAGAUGAACCCUUACUGCAGCGACCAGUGGCCUUAACUUUGCUGUUCAUUGCAGUGAAAAUGGUGGUCGAAUACUUUGGGGUAAGAGUAGGCACCCGGGGCGGCACCUCCACUACACCUUACACGAAGGAGGAGGAGGAGAAGAUGGCCGCCAUCCUGCAGGAGAGAAAAGAGAAGGAGGCCAAGAAGAAGGCCCCGCAGGAGGAGCAGGCAGCAAAGUUGAAAACGAUAGAGGAGGAGAUGGCCAGAGAAAAAGAGAGGUUGAAGAAGGAAGAAGAGGAGACGUUAAAGGAGGUGGAAGAGGAAGAAGAAGAGGAACCGCCACUGCAAAGGAGGAGAGGGCAACACAGUGGCAGCAAGGAUGAAGAGAUGGAGAAACGGAUUUCGGAGUGGGUCGCCAACUUAUCCCUGGGCGAAGACAAAGAGGUAACUAUGUAUAUCCCCAAGGAUGAGCAGRARGMCGCUAUGARRAAAUGGGWAGCAGAAGAAGAUGUYCUGAAGCRGCAGGCGAUGSAAGAUGAAACGAGGAUGGWGUGGAAACUCGCAAUGAUGAGGGAGAAGAAGAAAAGAGUGGACGCGGCGAGUGAAGCGGUUAAGGAUCUGGAGGAGGUGCAAAAACUAACUCUACGAUUGACCCCUCAGGAUAUAGCUGUGCGUUCGAUGCGGAUGGGAUUUUGGGACUUUGCCUGCGAGCUGGUAGGUGUUGUAGGAGCCGAGGUGAAUCAUCGCCUCGAGAAGACCGAGCGCUUUUGCGUGGGCGCCAUCGAGGGCGUCAAGGUGGCAGCUCCCAAGGAGGAAGAAGCGCGUCCUCGUAGGGAGCCGGUCAAAGUCAAAUUCCCUGAUUCCUACAGUGGAAAAAGGGAAGAGAACUUUGACAAUUGGGAGGCCAACGUCAAGACCUAUGUGCAUCUGCAACAAGUCUCCCCAGAUCAACACGUGUUGAUUGCGAUUCAUGCGCUCAGAGACGAGGCCGCCAGUUUCGCAAGGUCCCUAGUCCGCGCAGCCAACUGUAACAACGAUGCAGUGGCCUAUUCGUCAUUCACUCCCCUCAUUGACUUCAUGAAAUUGUUGAGCGAACGAUUCGCUGAUGUCGCUCGCAGUGUCAAGGCCUCAGAUAAGCUCCAAACCAUCCAUGCUCGUAAAUGGAAGAGUGUCAGGGCACUCAAGGGCACGAUGGAUGAAUUAGUGGCUGUCCCCGACCAUGGAGUCACGGAGGCCCAAUUGGUCGGCCUCUUCUAUCGGGCUAUGCCCGAAGCCUUUCGAGGGCAGUUCUUCGCGAAGAGCGAAGACCCUGCCACCACUUAUGAUUCCCUUAGCCGUGAAGUGGUGGCUUUCGAAGAGAAGUCGGUGUCGCUUUCUACCUUCUGGCACAAAGACCUUGACAAAGGAAAGCAAUGGAAAGGUCGCACGAUCUCCGGGCAAGUUAAGACUAAGGAUAGUCUUGUCAUGACCUUAGACGAAGGUAGCGUCGACGAGAUCCCCUAUGAACAAAUUGAAUGGGGGUUAGAGGACGAGGAUAGCGGUGCGAGUCAGGGGAGAACUUACGCUGCUGUCGCGGCUGGAGGGAGGCCGCAAGGAGGAGGGCGAGGCCAGAGCCAAGGGGGCCGGGCCUCAGGGAGCCGGUUUCAGGGCGAUCAGGGGGUUGGCGGCAGAGGAGGAAACCGCCAAGCGGGAGGAAGGGGUCAAGGUCCCCCGCAAAACCGUCCUAGGAAUAGGUCUCCCUAUAGGGUAGGCGGAUGGCACCCAGGGCUACCGCAGGACCCUGCUAUUGCCAAACUGCUGGAGGAGUUUAAAGAUCUAGCUGAGCCGCCGACAGGAGUAGUACCGCGGCCCAUCCAGCAUCGCAUUGAGAUAGAGCCUGGCAGUAAAACUCCUAAGGGUGCGGUGUAUAGGAUGUCCCCGCGGGAGUUAGAGGAGCUUCGUAAGCAACUAGACGAGUUCCUUGAGAAGGGUUGGAUUAGGCCCAGUUCAUCUCCAUUUGAAGCGCCUGUUCUCUUUGUCCCCAAGAAAGAGGGAGAGUUGAGGAUGUGUGUAGACUAUAGGGGCCCGAAUGCAGUUACAAUGAAGAAUGUUGAGCCACUGCCUAGGAUAAACGAUCUCUUGGAUCGAGUGCAGGGGGCGAAGUACUUGUCAAAGAUAGAUUUGAACUCCGGAUAUCAUCAGAUAGAGGUGCAUCCUGAUGAUCAGUAUAAGACAGCCUUCCAGACUAGAUAUGGGCACUAUGAGUUCAUAGUGAUGCCCUUUGGACUAACCAAUGCGUUAGCGACGUUCCAGCGCUGCAUGAACGAUUUGUUUAGGCCAUGGUUAGAUAGAUUUGUUGUUGUCUACUUAGAUGACAUUUUACUGUUUAGCAAGACCCUCCAAGAACAUCAGGGUCAUCUCAGGCAGGUCUUGGAAAAGCUGAGAGAAGCAAACUUCAAGAUCAAUGCAAAGAAGUGCGAUUGGGCGAAGACCCAAGUCCUAUAUCUAGGCCACAUCUUAGACGGAGACGGCGUUAAGCCAGAAGACGGCAAAAUCGCAGCGAUUAGAGAUUGGCCCACGCCACGUACGCUAACAGAGCUGCGGUCAUUCUUGGGCUUAGCUAACUACUAUAGGAAGUUCGUGAGGAACUUCUCCACUAUCGAUGCGCCCCUUCGCAGACUGCUCAGGAAGGAGGCCAUCUGGAAGUGGGAUAAGGACUGCACGUCUGCCAUGAAGAAGUUGAAGCAUGCAUUAAUAGAGUACCCAGUCCUUAAGGUAGCCGAUCCGUCCUUGCCCUUUGUCGUUACUACGGACGCGAGCCAGUACGGCAUAGGUGUUGUGUUGCAGCAAGACGAUGGCAAUGGUUAUAGACCCGUAGAGUUCAUGUCCGCUAGGAUGCCUUCAAAGAAGGUUGCGACAUCUACCUAUGAGAGGGAACUCUACGCUCUCCGGCAAGCAUUGGAGCACUGGAAGCAUUACUUGCUUGGGAGGCACUUCAAAGUCUAUUCUGACCACGAGACCUUGCGAUGGUUAAAGACGCAGGCCAAGAUGACACCUAAGCUUACUAGGUGGGCCACAGAAAUAGAUCAGUACGACUUUGAGCUCAAGCCGGUCAAAGGGAAGUAUAACGUAUUUGCGGACGCUCUGAGUAGGAGAGCUGAUUACUUUGGGGCCAUAGUCUAUUAUCUAGAUAUAGGGUCAGACCUACAACAAAAAGUUAAAGAGGCGUACGCGCAGGACCCCAUCUAUAGUGAGAUCCUUAAGAGAGUUAAGGAAGCCCCAGAGUCCGAGCCAUAUUACCGGACUACUGAUGGGUUGUUGUUUGAGAAGACUAACGUGGUAGACCGUUUGUGUGUCCCCAACAGUGAAGAGAUACGGAGUCUGAUCUUGGGGGAAUGUCACGACACCGAGGGACACUUUGGUUGGCAGAAGACUUUAGCCAACCUGAUGCACGCGUACACCUGGCCAGGAAUGAAAAAUGACUGCAUAGAGUACGUUCGCAGUUGCAAAGUCUGCCAGCGAAAUAAGUCCACUACGCGUGCCCCUCUAGGCCUUCUCAGACCUUUACCUAUCCCUGAUCAGUCGGGAGAUUCAGUGUCCAUUGACUUCAUGGACACCGGCGUUAAGAGUAGACAUGGCAAGAGCCAAGUUAUGGUCGUGGUAGACAGAUUUAGUAAGUAUGCUAUUUCUGUUCCCUUCCCGUCAGAAGCCAAAACAAAAUUAGUAAUUCAGAAGUUCUUUGAUCACUGGGUCAGUGAACACGGGGUUCCGCUGUCUAUAGUUAGCGAUAGAGAUACCCGGUUCACAAGUCUAAACUGGCAGGAAUUGAUGCGAGUCUACGGAUCCAAGUUGUUGAUGUCAUCUGGCCGUCAUCCAGAGACGAACGGUCAGACCGAACAGAUGAACAAGAUCCUGCAGCAAGUCCUGCACAUGUACAUUAGACCGGAUCAAGUCAAUUGGGAUGAGAUGCUGCCCAAGGUAGCCAGCGCAUACAACAACAGCCUGCACCUGUCAACCUGCCGCACUCCCAACGAGCUCCAUAAGUCUUUUAGACCACGAAGACCAUUUGAAGGGCUUAACCGGGAUCAGAUUCAUAGGCUACCGCCCGGUACAAGGAAGUUUGCGAUUCAGCACGAGAAAGAGAUAGCAACUGUUGUUGAGAAUCUCAGGAAAGCCCAGCACCGCAUGAUUGAACAGGCGAACAAGCACCGUCGCCCUUCACAGUUUCAGGUAGGCGACUUAGUCUGGGUCCAGUCUAAAGAGUUUGCGCCUGAAGAGAAUAUUUCGCAGAAGUUACUGCUUACGUAUAGAGGCCCGUGGCCGGUUCUGGAAGUCAAGGGCGACGAAGAUGGACCGUCCUAUACCAUAGAAAUCCCAGCACACCUCCACACUUACCCAGUUUUCCAUGCAUCGAAGUUGUUACCUUGUCAAACAAAUGAUCAGUUUCCAUCCCGUAGGUCUAUGAUCCCACCAGAUAUGGAUGGAAGCAUUCCUAUCUCUCUCUCAUUCUCAGCGAUCGCUUUGCUCCUCACAAUUGGCACUGCCACUGCCAUCAUAGAUGCUGCCAGGAAGAGGGCAGGGGUGAGCAGUUUGAGGACGAGCCAGGCAGAAGAAGUUGUUCAUGUGAAUGGCAUUGCCGCUAGUCACGCAGGAAGCUUCGUGAUGAAGACAGGUCCAGGGGCAGGCAUAUGGAUGCAUCAAGAGCCAGCAAGGGAUGAUGUGUCUGACAAGCCAGCAAAGCGAACAAAACAAGCCAGAAGUGCUGAGUCUUGGGAGUCAGCUUUGUUGCUGUUGCCGGAAGCAGGCAGGGAUCAAACAACUCUGGCAUAUCAGGACACUACAGAUCCCAACUCUCACGAGUGUAGCAGGACACUAUGGCUCCUACGCACACUGGUAUAUCAGGACACGACAGAGCCAGCAUUGUUGCUGUCGCCGGAAGCAGGCACGGAUCGAACAACUCUGGAGACUCCUACGCACUGGUGUGUCAGGACACUAUCGAUCCGAACAGUGCCAAGUUCCUUGUUAGAAUCUGACCAGGACUUGGAACCCCAGGCACAGCUGGACAGUACGUUCACGCCUUUGUGUGAAUCAUAGGAAGGCCACGAUGGUCCAGUCAACUGAGGAUAUGCAAGACAAGUCAGCAAAGCCACAAGAGGGCAGAAGUACUCAGAUCAGACAGAUGGGCAGCAAGCAGGCUGCGUCAAAGAUCGGGGGACACUUUUCCAUUUGUUCCCAGGCCCUUCAGGGAAUAAUGGGGCGGUUCAGUAUCUGAACAGGGACUGCCUAGAUUUCUAACGACUUUUGUGAGUCACUGCAGGGGCAUAUCUGUACAUCUGACCGCUUAGGAAAGGGAAGUUCUCGCUCUGGGUGAGAGAGAGUUGCAGAAACCUUUUGUUGAUUGUGACACAGGAGUUUGGAUGGAUGGGAGGCAGAGGAGCUCACAUGAGGCUGAGGAGGUCUGUCAUGGCUUGGACUUGGAGAAUAACUAACUUGGAGAAGGUUAACCACCCUUGGCGGAGAAGAUAAACUAUAACUUGGAGAAGAUUGACCACGCUUGGGAGAAGAAUCAACGCCACCUUGCAUG
Molecule: messenger RNA, 6382 nt
Organism: Chara braunii
Lineage: Eukaryota; Viridiplantae; Streptophyta; Charophyceae; Charales; Characeae
Source: the annotation of a GenBank genome assembly